Molecule: messenger RNA, 1665 nt
Organism: Coccidioides posadasii C735 delta SOWgp
Lineage: Eukaryota; Fungi; Ascomycota; Eurotiomycetes; Onygenales; Onygenaceae
Source: RefSeq, a predicted model, not a curated record
UCUGGCCUGAAGUACGGGGUCCUUCACACGAACUGGUUUGAAUGGCCAGCAACAUCCGAAAUGGUGGGGAUUAGUUGACCCUCUGGGGGGGAGGAGCAAGAGCAGGAUGCUGGGAUGCUGCAGCCAGCCAGCUGUAUGCAAACAACGUACGACAGCCUUUCUAGGGUUGGACAACGUUCCUGUCGCAGCAGCGUUCUGCCUUCAGCUACCCUGUCAUGGCCACCACCGAGCAACUGAUUCGCUCGUUAAAUCCAGUUCGCCAACCAGAGAAUAACCCGACGGGGCAUCGUCAGUUCGUAUGAUCGCUGCGCCCGGAUCCCUUCACGUUAAGUUGAGCAUAAAGUUUCCCUUGUCCCCGCCAUCAUACUUGGGUUCCAUUCGAUCUGGUUAUGGAGAAGCUACCGCCAGUUUGACUUCGCUCUUCUCUUUUUACAUUUAUUAUGGUUGAUUGUGUUCAUCAAUGUUGUACUUCUUCUCCGUCUCUCAUGACAGCGCUCUCGCUGACUUGCCUGUUAUUCAAUGAAAUGGACGACAGAAACUUCUCUGAUUGUGGCCGCUGCCACGAUUGUUGCCAUACAGAUUAUUUUUCGCUGUACCUACAGGCUCCUCGGCACUUUCAAAUUGCUUCCUGCUAUCCACCAGAGAUGGCACUCAGAUGACAGCUGGAUGGCCUUUUCACUUGUACCCCUAGUCUCCCGAACAGCUUGCAUAGCGUGGUACUUCGAUCUCCGCGCAGCGAAGACCCAUCACCAUGACGUUGUGGCGAAGAAACUAGUUAUACCUUCUCGGCUGGCUUAUGCUCUGUUCCUCUGGUGCAUGAAACUAUGCCUCCUCCGGUUUUAUUCGCGACUCGAGAAUGGGUCAAACAGGGUCCAUCGAGCCAGGCGUGCGCUCUGGUACUUUAUCGUGGUAUCUUUUUUGGUCAUAGUGCUGGCCACUUUGCUUGAAUGCAGGCCAUUGUCACUAUAUUGGGCACCGACGAAGCAUGCAUGCCAGAAGGGGACAAAGAAUCUUCUGACGAUGGCAAUCCUCAACAUUGCCACAGACCUCGCCUUGAUUCUCUUUCCGAUUCCGAUGCUCUGGAAGAUGUCCACCCUCAGCUUCCAAACAAAAGUCCAAUUGACAUUGCUCUUCCUUGUGGGAACUAUUGUGGUUGUAGUAACCAUCAUCCGUUUACCGCUCAUCUACUUGCAUUCCAACUCGCAGACGACUCGCACCAUGUGGGCGUCGAUAGAAGUCGUUUGUGCAUCUAUUGUCAGUAAUGCUGCGUUUUACUACGCGUUAUGGAAAGAAAUUCCCAGGUGGCGUGGCCAACGGCCAUCCUCCGUACCUCUCGUCCCGUAUAUACUUUCCUUGGAGCACAAUGGAUCUGAAAAUCAAAGAGCUUGGACCUGUCCAGAACAACGAUUAAUUCAAGCAAGCACUUCCGAUAAAACUGAUGAUGCAUCUGCUGGAACGCCGAAAGACACCUUCAGCCUUGUUGAGACGGGACUUAAGGGAUUGCAUGGAUCGACGUAGUGGUGCUUUUCUGGUAUAUAUAUAUUUUCAGCACAGCUUAAUGUACAUACAUACAUACGUAGACUAGACUUAGAUACAACGUUUCGAUAAGAAACAGUUGUUAAUCCGAGAAGAGGAGGCUUCGAGCUCCGUUACUUCUUAACUAUC